CGAAUUGAAUUGCAGUUGACACAGGAUAAAAGUGAGUUUGCCUGGGGCUCGGUGGUCAAUGCCGAGAUGAUAGUAGACCCGGACUACCAGAUGUACCAAGAUUUGUUCUACGAUACGUUUGAAUGGGGAGUUAUUGGUAAUAAAUUUAAAUGGAGACAUAUGGAAUGGAAAAGAGGUACAAUUGAUCAUGAAACAGCUUUAACUGCAACUAACGCUAUGCUUCAGAAAGGAAUAAAAGUGCGAGGUCACUGUGUAUUUUGGGGAAUAGAAAAGAAUGUACCAAUAUGGCAGACUGAUUUACCUGAUAGUGAGAUUAAGGGUACCCUUGAAGACAGAAUAAACGAUGUUAUACCCAUCACUAAAGGCUUAUUAGAACAUUGGGAUGUAAAUAAUGAGAAUGUUCAUGGUAAUUAUUAUGAAGAAAGAACUGGAGAUGUUAAUAUUACUCAGUGGAUGUUUAGAGAAAUCCAUAAACGUGAUCCUGAUGUCAAACUCUUUCUCAAUGAUUUCAGUGUUGUCAGCUCAUCAAAUGGCGGAGUGUCUUAUUAUAACCAAGGUAAACUGUUUAAAGAGGCUGGAGAUGUGCCUAUAUAUGGUAUUGGGAUUCAGAGUCAUCUUAACCAACAUGUGGAUAUUUCAGUACUGAGGUUUCGGUUGAAUAGAAUUGCUAGACUAGGGUUACCAAUUUGGAUUACAGAAUUAGAUAUCAGUGACUGGAAUGUCACGUCUAAAGCUGAAUACCUAGAGGAUGUCUUACGACUGUAUUUCAGUCACCCUAGUGUUGAAGGUGUGCUAUUGUGGGGCUACUGGAGCGGACGGAUUUGGAAACCAGCAGCUGCUCUUGCUACUGGACCUAAAGACAAUAUUCAGUGGAAUGCAGCUGGAGAAAGGUUAAGACAGCUGAUCAAAUCUGAUUGGAGGACAACAGCUAGACGAUCUAUGGCUAAUGGUCGAGUGCAUGUCAAAGCUUUCAGAGGAGAUUAUACGUUGGAAGUUUUAGAGAAUGGACAACCAAUACAUACAGAGAAAGUUACUCUUCCGAAAGAAGGGAGAAAACUACAGAUUAACUUAUCGAAUGACGGUAAUCAGAUGCUGAUAUGA
This is a messenger RNA of Lottia gigantea (owl limpet), 1101 nucleotides long. RefSeq lists its product as hypothetical. The annotation marks the transcript as partial. The transcript is spliced from 7 exons. Gene Ontology annotation, biological process: carbohydrate metabolic process. The record is from RefSeq and is a predicted model, not a curated record. NCBI's taxonomy places the organism in Eukaryota, Metazoa, Mollusca, Gastropoda, Lottiidae. Gene Ontology annotation, molecular function: hydrolase activity, hydrolyzing O-glycosyl compounds.